Molecule: messenger RNA, 3021 nt
Organism: Closterium sp. NIES-65
Lineage: Eukaryota; Viridiplantae; Streptophyta; Zygnematophyceae; Desmidiales; Closteriaceae
Source: the annotation of a GenBank genome assembly
AUGUCCCCCGUCCACCAUAAUCACAUGCUCUACAAUCACUACCUCCAGGGAUUCCAACUUCCGGCGUUUCAGAACGGCUCCUGGGCGGUUCCUUCGGCGGUUCCGUCAGCGCUUCCUGCGCUGUCGCCCCUGCCGCUGCGCCAAGAGGGCGCCGACUCAGCUGCAGCCGACGCGAAGGCGGAAAUGCAACGUGUCGAUUCGUCGACGCACAUUAACAGCCUUGUAGCGCAGUACUCGUUCGCGCAAGCUGGUGCAGCCGCCGCCGCCGCCGCCGCCGCCGCCGCUUGCGCUGGUAGCCCGGUUUCCCCCUCCCAGCUCGUCUCACCGCGUACGGGCUGGCCGCACUUUGCGGCGUGCCCCCCGUUCAUGGGGCCCAUGGGACCGGUUUCAUACGCGCCUGGUUUCGGCACAAUUCGAUCCCCAAAGCCGGCUGAAGGAAGCGCCUCGGCCGGCGGUUCGUCGUCGAGUCACCUGCCGUCGUUGCUCGAGUCGCCUUUGCAGAGCGAGGUUCUGCCUGCUGAAUCCGACGGCGAGAGCUGCUGCAAAAUCGAGUUGCCGACGGAGCAGAUGGACGGAGAGGGAGAGACUGAAGCUGACGAAUCCCGAAGGCUUCUUUUCCCCUCAGAGCAACCAGCAACGGACGGUGGGGCGGAAGGGGCGGAGAAGGCGGAGCAGGAUUUGCGCGUAACUAAGGGGACUCGCGCCAUGCAGCUGUUGCUGGAGGGCGGGGCAGAGGGGGACGUGCAAGGCAUGGGCCCGUUUGAUUGGCUGGAUGAGCCCUCAGGCGCGGAGGAGGCAACGGGGCUUCCGCACUGGGUGCUGGCGGAGCUGGGGGAAGGGGGCGCGGGGAAGAAAUCGGGGGAGGCGGUGGAGGAGGAGGUUUACCGUGUGCUGUUCCGUGCUGACUCUAUGGAGAGUGCCACAAGCGAGCAGCAUGUUACGACUCCUCUGCAUGAGACCCCUUUACAAGCACACGAGGCCAAGGAUGAGCAGUAUGAGGAUGAAUCUACCCCCACGGGUACCAACAAGGCUGUAACUGGAACACCUGCAGGAGAGGAGCAGGGAUUAAAUACUGUCUCCAACGCAGGCAGUGCAGAUUUCGGGACUACGAGCAUUGGAGAUUUGGUGUUGGGAGGGCUUGUUGACAAGCCAAGUGCGCAGGUUCUAGAGGACAGCAGCACUGAGGACAUCUGGCACGAUGUGCUGAGGCAGGAGCACGUGGAGUACGUGGUGGCACCCUACGAAGCCGAUGCACAGAUGGCGUAUCUCUGCACCAGCGGCCUCGUGCACGCAGUAAUUACAGAGGACUCCGAUCUCAUCGCCUACUCCUGCCCGCGGGUCCUCUUCAAAAUGGACCACAUGGGGCACGGCGACGAGAUCGUAUACGCCAACAUAGGCCAAUCACAGGAGCUCGCUCUGGCAGAUUUCACCCCGCAGAUGGUCCUCGAGAUGUGCAUCCUCAGCGGCUGCGACUACCUCGACAGCCUUCCCAAAGUUGGCCUCAAAACAGCCCACGACUGGAUCCGAAGGCACAGGAACUAUCAGUCAGCGCUGGCUGUAGCGAAGCUGAAUGGGCGGGUGGUGCCAGAGGAGUAUGAGGGCGCGUUUGAGCAGGCGCUGCUGACGUUCCUGCACCACCGCGUGUACCAUCUGGCGGAUGAGCUCAUGACUCAUGUCAACCCGCUGCCUCCCACGCUUGGACCGGACACGGAUCUGUCCCGGUUCUAUGCACAAUACGCUGUCCCCUUUCCUCUCCAUCCACAUCUCAACAAUCCUUCUUCCCCAGUCCCUGUGGAUCCUGCUGCCAAGACGCAGUACCAACCACCACGAGGCUCGCGUGUAACGUCCUCUUUUGAGCCGCCUGAAGAAUACAUCCCCACGGCUCCGGCUGCCAAGAAACAGUUCCAACCACCGCGAAGGUCGCCCGUAACGCCCCCGGUCCAGUCAGCCUUCGAGCCGUCUCGUCCUGAAGCUGCUGCCGAGCCUGGCCCCUCUGGCUCGGCAAAUCAGCCAGGUGGAAACAGCAGCGGAAGGGGUGGGCGGUCUGUGAGGAGGUCAGCUGCAGGGCAGGGGUCUGCAGGGUCCACAGCAGGUGAAGGCUUGAUGGGAGCGGAAGAGGGCAGUGGUGAGCCGAUGGUGGGGGAAGACUUGGUGCAGUUUAUGGCAGGGACGGUACUGGAGGAGGAGAGGCAGCAGCAGCCACAGCAGGAGCAGCAGCCGGUUGCAGCUGGGCCAAGAGCAGCUGUUGCCCGUGUGUUCCAACGGUUCACUCCACCCCGCUCCAUUGCCGAAGCUGGGACCACUCCUGAGCCACCAUCGCAGCAACGGCAACCGUACAGGCGAGCAGCACCACCACGUGUCUCUGGAGAUAGGCAGGAGGGUACGCCAACUGAGUGGGACCAGUUUGUGUUGCGGGGUAGUGAAGGAGCCCGAGGAGAGGAAGAGAGAGCAGAGGACGGAAGUGAGCGAUCGGAGGGUGUGUUGAGAAGGGGCCGAGAUUUGGAUGAAGAGUGGGGCGUAAACGCAGACCUGGAUGCAGAUUUAGAUGAGCUGCUGCUGCCUCCUGCCUUUGACCUCGUGAAUGACGUGCCAGGCAGUCACGAGAUAAGGCAAGUAGGACGGAGGCCAGGAGGGUGGAGGGCAGGCGGAUGGAUGGGCAUGCGAGGGGCAGCAGGCGCAGCAGGAGGAGGAAGAGCGCGGGGAAGAGGAGGAGGGGUGGGAUUCGGAGGAGGACGGGUGGUAGGGCUGGGGGUGGGUGAGGCCGGCAGCAGCAGGCAGCAGGCAGAGGCGGUGUUUGACUCGCCGAAGCGGAUGCUGGGGAGCGGGCGAGGGGUGCAAGGGCGGGGAGUUCGAGGGAGAAUGGGGGCGGCGCACGUGGUGGUGCAACAGGAGAUGUCCUGCUCCACAUGUGUGGUGAGUCCCUCCUUCCUAUCUUUCCCUCCUGUUUCUCCUGCCGUUUUCUUGACGAUUAGUCACCCAUCAUCGCCCCCUGGUCACCUGUGUAGUAGCUCGUGUCGUUAG